AUGAACCAAAUACCCGAGAUUCUGUAUGGCAAGACCGGACAGAAGACUUGGUGUAUCGUUGGUGCGUCAAGAGGUAUAGGUCUGGAGUUUGUACGACAAUUGAUCGCUCGCGAGGACCGCAUCCUUGCUACUGUCCGCGACACCGCCGCCGUUCAUGCAUCUGGGCUUUGGGCGCAAGCGGGAGGUGAUCAUGGUCGCUGUCAAAUGUUGAUUUGCGACGUUCUUUCAGAACAAUCAAUAAAUAGUUUCGUUUCUCAGCUCGCCGCAAUACAAAACCUGAAGUUGGACUAUGUUGUUAUCAAUGCGGGUGUGUUGAGAUACCCGAAUGUAAGUUGUUGCAUUUCUUUCGAUGAGUUUGCUUUCCACUUGCACACCAACACGAUUGGGCCAAUCAUUACCGCCCAAAGACUUCUCCAGACCAUGAUACCUAUCGGCACCAUCGUCUUCAUGUCCAGUGACUCUGGUUCGGCACAGCGGUUUCUAGAGAUGGAGGAUGGGUUCGCGGCUUACUCAGCAUCCAAAGCUGCAUUGAAUCAGGCAAUGCGACAUAUGGCUGCCGAGCUCAAGCGCAAAGACGAUGAUACCAUUCUGAUUGCAAUCCAUCCUGGAGAGGUUGCCACGGAUAUGGCAAACAUUGAUCUCGGCUGGGAAGUUGACGGCAUCAUGACACCGCAGGAAUCAGUAUCGGCGAUGAUCAAAGUCAUUGAGAGCAAAGGAAUACAGCAUAGCGGAACAUUUUGGACCUGGGAGAACAAGCAAUAUCCUUGGUAG
This is a messenger RNA of Aureobasidium namibiae CBS 147.97, 771 nucleotides long. Its product is annotated as NAD(P)-binding protein. NCBI's taxonomy places the organism in Eukaryota, Fungi, Ascomycota, Dothideomycetes, Dothideales, Saccotheciaceae. The transcript has 6 exons. The record is from RefSeq and is a predicted model, not a curated record. Bases 1 to 771 code for a protein of 256 amino acids. Gene Ontology annotation, molecular function: oxidoreductase activity, acting on the CH-OH group of donors, NAD or NADP as acceptor.